GAAUCAGUACUCAAUAUAUUACAUCUAGACAAUAAUUAUAUCUGAUAUGUCGUCUAUUGAUUGGGUUAAGAAUACGUAUACCUAAUUGUCUUAUAUAAAUAUAUCCAAAGUCCACACUUCCCCAUGUCUUCGUUUCUCCACUCUCCAUUCUGAAACAAACUUUCAAUCUCCGACACUCUCACCCUCUCCGACAUGGUUCUCUCCAAAACCGCUUCCGAAUCCGACGUUUCUGUCCACUCCACCUUCGCUUCUCGCUAUGUCAGAACUUCACUUCCCAGGUUCAGGAUGCCGGAGGAGUCGAUUCCAAAGGAAGCAGCGUACCAGAUCAUAAACGAUGAGUUGAUGUUGGAUGGGAACCCAAGGUUGAACUUGGCUUCGUUUGUGACGACAUGGAUGGAACCUGAGUGUGAUAAACUCAUCAUGGCUUCCAUCAAUAAGAACUAUGUUGACAUGGAUGAGUACCCUGUCACCACUGAGCUUCAGAACCGAUGUGUGAACAUGAUAGCUCAUCUUUUUAAUGCACCACUAGAAGAAUCUGAAACUGCUGUUGGUGUUGGCACGGUCGGUUCAUCAGAGGCCAUAAUGUUGGCUGGAUUGGCCUUCAAAAGGAGGUGGCAAAACAGAAGGAAAGCAGAGGGAAAGCCUUAUGACAAACCCAACAUUGUCACCGGAGCCAACGUUCAGGUUUGCUGGGAGAAAUUCGCAAGGUACUUCGAGGUGGAGUUGAAGGAAGUGAAGCUGCGUGAUGGAUACUAUGUAAUGGACCCUGACCAGGCUGCGGAAUUGGUGGAUGAGAACACUAUUUGUGUUGCUGCUAUCCUUGGUUCCACACUAAACGGAGAGUUUGAGGAUGUCAAACGCCUCAAUGAUCUUCUUGUUGAAAAGAAUAAGCAAACUGGGUGGGAAACUCCUAUUCACGUUGAUGCAGCCAGUGGUGGAUUCAUUGCUCCAUUUAUUUACCCAGAGCUUGAGUGGGAUUUCCGAUUACCACUAGUGAAGAGCAUCAAUGUUAGUGGACACAAAUAUGGUUUGGUGUAUGCUGGAAUCGGUUGGGUUAUCUGGAGGAGCAAGGAGGACCUGCCUGAAGAACUCAUCUUCCAUAUCAACUAUCUCGGAGCUGAUCAACCCACCUUCACACUUAACUUCUCCAAAGGUUCCAGCCAAGUCAUUGCUCAAUACUACCAACUAAUUCGCCUUGGUUUUGAGGGCUACAGAAACGUGAUGGAAAAUUGCAGAGACAACAUGUUGGUGCUGAAAGAGGGACUCGAGAAGACAGGGCGGUUUGCCAUUGUGUCCAAAGACAAUGGUGUGCCUUUGGUUGCUUUCACCCUGAAAGACCACACUCACUUUGACGAGUUUCAAAUCUCUGACCUGCUGAGACGUUUUGGAUGGAUUGUGCCAGCAUACACCAUGCCCCCAGAUGCUCAACAUGUUACAGUGCUUCGUGUUGUCAUCAGGGAGGACUUUUCAAGAACUCUUGCAGAGCGUCUGGUGGCAGAUGUGGAAAAGGUGGUGCAUGAGCUUGAUAGCCUUCCAGCAAGGGUGAUCAGUAGCACCACCGUGGCAGUCAACACAGAAGAAAAUGGCAAAGUGGUUAAGAAGAGUGCUCUGGAGACACAGAGGGAAAUCACUGCGGUUUGGAAGAAGUUUGUGUUGGAGAGGAAGAAGCUCAAUGACAAGAUGAAUGGUGUUUGCUAGAGUUAGCUUGAAGAGUGUGUUGUGCCUAUCCCUGCCUAGUAGUUUUUUUAAUGUAUGAUUUGGGCAGUGUGUACGUUUUAUUGAGUCAAGCCUAUCAGAUUCAGUUGUUAAUUUGAUCCGAGGCAAAAUUCUAGACGCGAUUAUCUAUGUAAGUCUGGUUCACUUUGUUUUAUGAACAUGGAUUAUAUUUAUCUUCA
Vigna angularis (adzuki bean) is the source of this 1895-nucleotide messenger RNA. RefSeq names its product glutamate decarboxylase 1. Gene Ontology annotation, cellular component: cytosol. The record is from RefSeq and is a predicted model, not a curated record. The transcript is spliced from 7 exons. The coding region runs from base 193 to 1698 and encodes 501 amino acids. Gene Ontology annotation, biological process: L-glutamate catabolic process. Lineage: Eukaryota; Viridiplantae; Streptophyta; Magnoliopsida; Fabales; Fabaceae. Gene Ontology annotation, molecular function: pyridoxal phosphate binding; glutamate decarboxylase activity.